UCGAUCAGGCUAUUUACUCCAAGGCGGCGCUGAUUUCCAAAAUGCCGAGUCUUCUCAAAUCGUUCUCCUUAUUCUCAAUUCAAUCGUCAGCUAGAGGCUUGAUUUUUGGCCUAAUCGAUCGACUACUCACUGCGCUUAUCUUUUAAUUUCUGCCUAAUCGAUCGCCUACUCAUAGCUAGCAUCAAUCACCAGGUUUGAUGUAACUUCCUUUGUAGCUCAUGCUCUUCAGCACUGGCACUUCGAGUCAUUGAUGCUUUUGAUGCCCCAAAAGUGAGAUAUGAUCCAGUAAAGAAAAUCUUUUAUGAGCAUGCAGGUAGGCUUCCUAUUCAUACAUGGUGAUGCCACUGCAAAGGCCAACUUAUAUAAGGACAGGUUCCUGAUGUUAUUCCAAAGACUUUCUCGUGAUUCUCAAUUUUCCAAGCCUUGUUUUGGGAGUACUAUGUCUGAGUAUGGCAGCUGCAAAUAUGCCCCUAUUAUUUCGCCGCUCACUGCCGUUUCAUAUAUCUUCGUCCUCCUUCAACUCUCCUGUGCACAUGCAUACUUGCUCUUGGACUUGCAGCAGUGGAAUCAUUUCCCCGCCAAUUACCAGUCCAUCUCUGAAACUAAUGUGCCUGCCGAGCUCUUCCCUCAGUACAACACGAUCGAGUAUGAAAGCGCCCCAGAAAAGGAGGAGAUAAAAGUACUUCUAACCCUCUUGGUCAUCGACACCUGCCUAAUUGAGGAGGAGAUUGGCUUCUUGAAAUCAUCUCUCUUACAGGUUGAACUUGCUGAACUAAAAGUAACAGUUGAAAAGAUUGGAGGGCUUGUAGUUUUGGCUGAAAGUUUUGGCCAUAAAGUUUUCAAAGAUUCAUUAAGACAAGUGUUCCAGCCUGGAGAAGACGAUCUUGGACUAUCCUCAAAAUCUACAAUCCACUGACGGAAAAAAAUCAAAGAACCCUAGUGAAUGUCGAUUCUUCUUCUCCGCCAAGACUUUCUGUUCUGAUCAUCUCUCUCGCCACCUCCGAUAAUCUUCCUCUCAAUGUCCAACGCAUAGUGCGCUCCAUCUCCAGGAUCAGCUUUGAAUUUUGGUUUCAAUGGAGGCUACUCAAAAUGACAAGAAUGCACAAAGAGGAAAGACAGAUCCAGCUUGGGGCCACUGUAUAGAGACGAAUUAAACUUGGAUGUUCCAAAUGAACAAGAUGGUGAGGAUGAAGAUGAAGAUGAUCCUUUUGAUCGCAUUCACGAGUUGAACAUUACUCCAGAGUUUAAUUAUGUUAACAAUCUUAGCAUUUGAAGUGUUUGUUUUAGAAAUCGCUUGAUCUUGUUUGAUGACUUGUAUUUUGAAGUUGUGUUUAUUUUUGGCAUGUAACACUAUUAAACUCACUCUUUUUUU
Cuscuta campestris is the source of this 1372-nucleotide messenger RNA. The record is from the annotation of a GenBank genome assembly. NCBI's taxonomy places the organism in Eukaryota, Viridiplantae, Streptophyta, Magnoliopsida, Solanales, Convolvulaceae.